Cladophialophora immunda is the source of this 858-nucleotide messenger RNA. RefSeq names its product urease accessory protein UreG. Lineage: Eukaryota; Fungi; Ascomycota; Eurotiomycetes; Chaetothyriales; Herpotrichiellaceae. Gene Ontology annotation, molecular function: GTPase activity; nickel cation binding. The record is from RefSeq and is a predicted model, not a curated record. The transcript has a single exon. Bases 1 to 858 code for a protein of 285 amino acids.
AUGGCCAGCCACUCUCACGACGGCGGCCCUUCUCACUCUCACUCCCACGAUCACACAAACGGGACACCCCAUGGCCACACCCAUGAGAUCCUCGACGGGCCUGGGUCCUACCUGCACCGUGAAAUGCCCCUCGUCGAGGGCCGCGACUUCGGCGACCGCGCAUUCACAAUCGGCAUCGGUGGUCCCGUCGGGUCGGGGAAGACGGCACUCAUGCUCGAGCUCUGCCUGGCCCUCCGGAAGGACUACAACAUAGCCGCCGUGACCAACGACAUCUUCACGAGAGAAGACGCCGAGUUCCUGACGAAACACGGCGCCCUGACACCCGAGAGAAUUGUGGCGAUCGAAACAGGAGGGUGUCCGCACGCGGCGGUGCGGGAGGACAUAUCCGCCAACCUGCUCGCCCUGGAGGGCCUGCACGCCAAAUUCCAGACCGACCUGCUCCUGAUCGAGAGCGGCGGCGACAACCUCGCGGCAAACUACUCGCGUGAGCUGGCGGACUUCAUCAUCUACGUGAUUGACGUUGCCGGCGGGGACAAAGUGCCCCGCAAGGGCGGUCCGGGGAUCACAGGCUCGGACCUGCUCGUGAUCAACAAGUGCGAUCUGGCCGACGCGGUGGGCGCGGACGUGGAUCUGAUGGAGCGCGAGGCGAACAAGAUCCGUGAAGGCGGGCCGGUCGUGAGGGCCGUGAUCAAGACCGGCGUCGGCGUCAGGGAGACGGUCGAUUUGAUCCUGUCGGCGUGGAAGAGCACCGCGGGCUAUCAGCUGAGCAAGGAGCGGUGGGCGAAGGGUGCGCCCAGGGGCAGUGGCGAGCAACCCGUUGUCAAUAGAUAUACCAGUGUGUUCGCCGGGUCAAGAUAG